CACACACACACACGUGCGCGCGUGCGCAUACACACACACAGAAACACAUUUCUUGUGGACAAUACAUUUCGAUUAAAAAAUCCAUUGCAUACAAAUUUACAGGCAUCACGACGAAAUACACAAUCCACAAAAUAUGUGUCUUACAAAUUUCAUAUCAGUAAUGAUUAUAAUUAUAUUGUUACAGGAGCCUAUUUUUGCAUCGCCAAUCACACCAUGCACCAUAAAAACGACAAAUAAUAGGACAAAGAUUUUUGAUGAAUGGAUGGAAGCAAAAGGACGAAUUUCUCAAAAAGCGAAUAACACUUUCCAAACUUAUACUAAUGAGAUACAUAAAUUAUCGCCAAUAUUUGUAACUAUUGAAGAGACUGUGAAUCGAGAUUUACAAAUAAAUUUGUCGCGCACAUUAUGGGAUGCAGAAAUGGUACAGGAUAGCGGACAUCUAUCUAUUUUUGUAGAUAAAGCUAUGAAAUUAUUAGAUCUGCGACAAGUCAUGCAAGAAAUUGAAACCUCUGUAAUGUCAAAAGUGUCUUGUACAGCAUGUAAAAUUGGCGCUGGUUUAUUGCAGCAUUUCAUUAAAGUAGGAAAAAGCGAAGAAGAAAUAAUGAAUAGUAUUUUUCAAUUUUGUACAUCAUUGAAAAUACAGACCGCUAGAGUAUGCCAAGGAAUAACUUUGCUUAUGGGGGAAGAAGUGAUAUAUGUACUCAAGCGAGUAGAAAUUAGUCCAGCACAAAUUUGCAGUUUCAUAAUAGGAGAUGCCUGUGAGGAUAUAUAUAAUCCGUUGCACGAUUGGGAAGUUGCAUUUCCACCAGUAAAUAAACCUAUAAUGAAAUCUUCUAUGACACCUAUUGAUGGGAGGCCUACAUUCAAAGUUUUGCACAUAUCUGAUACUCACUAUGAUCCGUACUAUGAAGAAGGAUCGAACGCAGAAUGUAAUGAGCCGCUUUGUUGUCGGUUAACAACUGGUACACCUUCUUCUAGAUCUGCAGCUGCUGGUAAAUGGGGUGACUAUAGAAAAUGUGAUACGCCGAAACGUACAGUCGAUAACAUGUUGAAACAUAUUUCUGAAGUUCAUCAAGAUAUUGACUAUAUAAUUUGGACUGGCGAUCUUCCACCCCAUGAUGUAUGGAAUCAAACAAGAGAAGAAAACAUAAAAAUUCUAAUUGAAUCUAUUCAACAGAUGUUACAAAUAUUUCCAGGUAUCCCAAUUUUUCCAUCGCUUGGAAAUCACGAAAGUGCACCAGUAAAUAGCUAUCCACCAUCAUUUGCACCACCAGAAAAUAAUAUAUCAUGGCUAUAUGAUGAAUUAGAUAAACAAUGGCGACUAUGGUUACCUGCUGGUACUUCAAGCACGGUUAAAAAAGGAGCUUUCUACUCUGUUUUAGUACGUCCAGGGUUUCGGAUAAUUUCAAUUAAUACUAAUUAUUGUAAUAACAAGAACUGGUGGCUUUUAAUGAAUAGUACGGAUCCAGUUAGCGAAUUACAGUGGUUAAUCUAUGAACUUCAAGGCGCUGAAAUAAAUAAAGAAAAAGUGCAUAUUAUUGGUCAUAUACCACCUGGUCACUCAGAUUGUUUAAAAGUUUGGUCAAGAAAUUACUAUCACAUAGUUAAUAGAUAUGAAUCUACAAUAAUGGCUCAGUUCUUUGGUCAUACGCAUUAUGAUGAAUUUGAGCUGUUCUACGAUACUAGCGAUAUGAGUCGAGCUUUAAGCGUAGCAUAUAUUGGACCUUCAGUUUCACCUUAUUACAAUUUGAAUCCCGGAUAUAGGAUAUAUUAUAUUGACGGCGAUCAUGCAAAUACGACAAGGUUGGUUAUAGAUCAUGAAACAUGGAUAAUGAAUCUCAAGGAAGCCAACCUAUAUGAUUAUCCUAAUUGGUACAAGUCAUACAGUGCACGACAAACAUUUCAGAUGCCUUCAUUGUUACCAAAGGAUUGGAACUCUCUCAUAGAUAAAAUGACAAACGAAGCCAAUGUUUUUGACAUCUACUACAAGCAUUAUUAUAAAAGUUCGCCAAUAAGACCACCUUGUAAUAACGAAUGCCGUAAAAGAUUAUUAUGUGAUUUACGGAGUGGCAGGAGUCACGACCGUAAAAUGUUAUGUGAAGUUAUAGAAAGUAGAAUUGAUGGUAAUUCUAAAGGUGGAUGGAAAUCAUGGAUUUAUAAUGGACUUGCACUAUCUUUAUUAAAAACAUUCCAUGUAACUGAAAUAGCGGAAAAUAUACCAAAAUUGAACGACGCAGAGAAACAGCUACACGAUUAUAUCGAGGAUGUAUUGAAAAAAAGUAUUAAAGAUGAUGAUUUUGAUAUCAAUCCAGAAGUGAUUGACGAUGGUUUUAAGGGAAAAUAUGCUGAAGAUUAUGCUGAGGUGCCUGAUUGUAUUAUAAGUAAUACAACAGUCAAUGAUGGAUACAAAAGAAAAGCUGUUGAAUAA
Messenger RNA from Phymastichus coffea, 2428 nucleotides. Its product is annotated as sphingomyelin phosphodiesterase. Gene Ontology annotation, cellular component: lysosome. Lineage: Eukaryota; Metazoa; Arthropoda; Insecta; Hymenoptera; Eulophidae. Bases 134 to 2428 code for a protein of 764 amino acids. The record is from RefSeq and is a predicted model, not a curated record. The transcript has 12 exons. Gene Ontology annotation, molecular function: acid sphingomyelin phosphodiesterase activity. Gene Ontology annotation, biological process: ceramide biosynthetic process; sphingomyelin catabolic process.